AUGAGUGCUAUUGCUCAAUCAUAGAAGUUUAAGGAAUUAGGUAACGAUGCGUUUCUAAAGAGCGAUUAUAAAUCAGCUCUAUAGCAUUAUAGUUCAGCUAUUAUUUGUGAUAGUCAGAAUUCAAUUUUGUUUUCAAAUAGGGCAAGAGCCUACAAAUAGUUAUUAUAAUAUUAAGAAGCUUAUUAAGAUGCAUAAAAAGCUAUUGAAUUAGAUAAUAAUAACAUUAAGGCACAUUUAAUUAGUGGAUAAAUAUUAGCGUAAAUGGGAAAAAGUGAAAAAGGAAUUAAACAAAUCAAUAAAGCCAUAUAGGAUAUGACUAAAGCUUUAACUUUAUGUGCUGGGCAAAACAAAUAAGUUUUUGAGAAGGAUUUGAAUAAGUACAUUCUUCGUGCAAAGAAACUUCUAUAUUUUAAAAAUAUUGAAAUAGAAUAGGAAAACAUCAAGAAAGAAAUUGACUAUUUAAAAACUUUGUUAAAUUAGUAGAACAUGAAUCAAAAGUAAGCAAAUGAAAUAAUCCAAAAAGCAGAAGAAUGUUAUCAAAAGAAUGCUAAAAAAAUUAAAAACGAAGUUCCAGAUCAUUUAUGUUGCCCUAUUACUAUGAAUUUGUAUGAAGAUCCUGUUAUUACUUAAUAUGGGUUUUCUUAUGAAAGAUAGGCCUUGCUUGAGCAUUUUAAGUUAAAUGGUGAUAUUGAUCCUAUAGCUCGAAAGCCUAUUAACAGGAACAUACCAUUAAUCUCAAAUUUGAGUCUAAAGAAAGUUGUUUCUGAGUUUUUGCAAAAUGAACCUUGGGCUUAUGAGCAUUAUUUAGAUCAAAAUUCAAUUGAAAAAAUCGAGUUUUGA
Tetrahymena thermophila SB210 is the source of this 840-nucleotide messenger RNA. Its product is annotated as U-box protein. Gene Ontology annotation, molecular function: protein-folding chaperone binding; ubiquitin protein ligase activity. The transcript is spliced from 8 exons. Gene Ontology annotation, biological process: positive regulation of proteolysis; cellular response to misfolded protein; protein polyubiquitination. The record is from RefSeq and is a predicted model, not a curated record. Gene Ontology annotation, cellular component: cytoplasm. NCBI's taxonomy places the organism in Eukaryota, Ciliophora, Oligohymenophorea, Hymenostomatida, Tetrahymenidae.